GGGAGGCUGGUGUCGCCGAGCGCUGGUUCACUCUGCGUGCAGGAGCAACUAUUCUCUCCGGGAGGAGGAAGAGAAUAAGGAGGGCAUUUCUGUUCGGACCGCGGGAGAUAGGAUUGAUUUAUAAUAAUGGACCCUCCGGUCCGCAGAACCGAGGACUGCGACGGACGGAACGUGUAAGCCGCUCGUACCGUGAGAGAAACGGGCGUCUGGUCCGAGUGCAGCAGCAGCAGCAGCAGCACACUGUCUACAGAUAGCAGCAGGUGUAACCGGGGGAUUUAACACAGGCAAUCGCAGUGUUCAUGAAACUUUGCUACGAUUUACGUGCAGGGGUUGCCGUCCGCCAUGUUAAGGUAAAGCCCAGGUGCGCGGUGUUGACCAUGCUCAAGCGCCUGGACAAGAUCCGCUUCCGAGGCCCCAGGACGAGAGACGAGUUUCCGGAUCUGGCCGAGUCGCCCCCUGCCUCCGACAACGAAUGUAGUGACGACAUUCAGCCUAGGCCGAGAGCAGCUACCAGGGAAAUGGAGGACUUGCUGCGAGACCCUGCAGGUUCGGGGUCGCCAAUCAUGGCUUCGGCCAUCCAGGACUUCCAGAGGACGGAGUCAGAUCGACUCAGUGAGGUGAAAGGUCACCUGGAAAUUGCCUUAUUGGAGAAACAUUUUCUGCAGGAAGAGCUGAGGAAACUUCGGGAGGAGACCAAUGUGGACUCCCUGCGGCAGGAGCUGGAGAGGGAGCGGGGGAAGAGGAUAGACCUGGAGCAGAAGAUGAACGAGGUGCUCAAGUCAAGGUUGGAGGACUCUCCACCCCAGCCGCCCCGAAAACAGCAGUCGCCCUCCAACAGCGCAACAGAUAAGCAGCAGAGAGAGACGUGGGGCUCGCAGCUACAGAAGUGGCUGUACGACCGCUUUGGGGUCUACAUCGAGGACUUCCGCUUCCAGCCGGAGGAGAGCACCGUGGAGGCAGAGGAGCCGCUAAGUGCUAAAAGGUUGACGGAGAAUAUGAGACGACUUAAGCGAGGAGCCAGACCUGUCACCAACUUCUUAAGGAACCUCUCCGCCUUAUCCAAUUGGCACUCUGUCUACACCUCAGCUAUUGCCUUUAUUAUCUACAUGAAUGCUGCAUGGCAUGGCUGGGCCAUCCCCAUGUUCCUAUUCCUAGCUAUCCUGCGGUUGUCUUUGAAUUACCUCAUUGCCAGAGGCUGGAGGAUUCAGUGGAGUAUUGUGCCUGAAGUCUCUGACCCUGUGGAGCCUUCAAAGGAAGACUUGACUGUAUCUGAGAAGUUCCAGCUUGUACUCGAUGUCGCACAGAAAGCCCAGAACCUCUUCGGCAAGAUGGCGGAUGUGUUGGAGAAGAUAAAGAACUUGUUCACAUGGGUGCAGCCAGAGAGCACCCAGAAGCUCUACAUUGGCCUGUGGGUGGCUUUCAUCACUUCCUGUGUUCUGCCGUACAAACUCAUGGGUUUCAUGAUCGGUCUGUACGCUGGUAUUAAGUUCUUCAUUAUAGACUUCCUGUUUAAGAGCUGCCCCAAGCUGCGGGACAAGUACGACACGCCGUACAUCGUGUGGAACAGCCUGCCCACUGACCCCCAGCUCAAAGAGAGGACUAAUGCCACUGUGUCGCGACGGGUCCAGCCCGUGAUCUCUCGCAGUAGCUUGGCCACCGUCCCAUGCGGGGUGAGCAGGGAGGAGGAGAUGGGACGUUCCCACAGCACCAAGAAGGGAACCUUCCACGAGAUUUUCAAUCUGCCGGAGACAGAGCGCCCUCUACCUGUAUGUGAGAAUGGCUGGCGGUGUUGCCUGAUCAACAGAGACCGGAAGAUGCCCACUGAUUACAUCAGGAAUGGAGUGCUCUAUGCCACGGAGAAUUACCUAUGCUUUGAGAGCUCCAGCUCUAGAUCCAGCUCUUCAAAGAAGAAUAAAGUCAUAAAGCUGGUGGACAUAACUGACAUACAGAAGUACAAGGUGCUGUCAGUCUUACCAGGAAGUGGGAUGGGUAUCUCUAUAGCCACUCCCUCCACUCAAAAGCCUCUGGUGUUUGGUGCUAUGAUCCACCGAGAUGAGGCCUUCGAGGCCAUCUUCACCCAGUACAUGAAGAUCAUGACUACCACCAAACCUCCAGCCAACCCAGAGCUCUAGCCAGACUGUGUCCCACGCUAGGGCCAAGGGCAGGAACACCCUCCCUGCUCUUCACCCCUACAUACGUUCCACCUUGAAUUUCAUCUGGGCUGGAAAACAAAACUCGCAGACACGUCACUUCUCUGUUUCACGUGACCUGCAGCUGCUCCUCUUUUAUCCCCCGAGUUGAAAAUAGCUCCAUAUGAUUGAGGGUCUUCGUCCAGCUUUUGGUUUGUGGACACCGACACAAUCUUUAGGCCAUUAUGGGGAUGGGCAGGUGGUGGAUAUGCGGAUGUGGGAGCUGGGAUUUAGAAAUGUCUCACUGGUGAAUUUGCCUGAUGUCAAGGCGCACUCAGGCUGGAUGAUGCACAAAAUCAAUCCGCUAUUUGUUUCUGAUGGUGGGAGAGUGAUGGGAUAAAGGAAGGGGUGUGGGUGAUUGAGAGGGGUGUAAGACACGUGGUUGCGGUUUUUAGCGAUUGGCAAAAGGGCUGGUGUGGUUGUGGUUUUUAGCGAUCGGCAAAAGGGCUGGUGUAGGGGGCUGGUUCUCCUCCCUGACCUGACAGACCGACUGAAAAAAUUAUUUGACUGGCUUGCUGGUUUUGCUGAUGCACUUCUCUCUCUUCAGAUAACUGUGUGCCGCACACAUGAGCACGGUAUGCGUUUUUGUGUAGGGGAUCUCAAACGCUUCUUGUGGCAGCACCUCUCUUUGUGUCUUUAAUCAGGGCAAAGGGCGAAGUUGUGUUUUAAAGAAGUACUUAAUCUGGCCAUGAGUGUUAAGACGUUCAUGAAAAAAGUUCAACGUUGAAAUUGUCUUUCCUCAAUAACUGGGUAAUGGUGUCUUCUUGGCAUAGACCUAUGGUUGUAUGGGUGUGCGUAGAUAUUU
Molecule: messenger RNA, 2994 nt
Organism: Lampris incognitus (smalleye Pacific opah)
Lineage: Eukaryota; Metazoa; Chordata; Actinopteri; Lampriformes; Lampridae
Gene: gramd4a
Product: GRAM domain containing 4a
Exons: 19
Coding region: 300-2132 (610 amino acids)
Biological process (GO): negative regulation of toll-like receptor 9 signaling pathway; apoptotic process
Source: RefSeq, a predicted model, not a curated record